AUGGACCCGGAGGAGCAGACUCGGGCGUUGCUCAGCCCAACAGCAGCCAUCACGCCUCCAGUCAAGAUAUUCCCAUACAUACGCGCGUUGAAAAAGGACGUGAUAAGGGAUAUUGAUACCGUACUCAGCUGGGACCAACUCACCGCGAGCGACAUCAACUUUGCGAUAGUACGACCGCUCGUUUUCAAAUAUGCUCGCACAAGCAACCCGGCCACUGCCUACAUCUGCCUCGUGGUCCGCGCCCACUUCAUCUCAGCUGCCGAGAACGACAUUGCACACGCAGGCAUGAAUACGUCCCGCGCGAAUCUCUGCGAGAUACUUGCCAUGAAGCUUAUAAGCCAUUUUGCGACCAAUAAGAUACAGCUCGUCACUGUAUUGACCACACCAUACGACCCACUGGCCGGUGCAGCAGACGAAGUGGUGGGCGAGGUGAAGACGAUCUUGGGCGGCAGCGAAGACGCUCUGGAUAACCCCCAGUCUGCACUGGAAAUGGCUAUUGCAACCAAGGCGAAGCGCUUCAUUGCAACGUCUGUAGUGCAGUCGGUGGUGAACGACAUCUACUCUGGAAAGGUCGUCUCGCACUCAGCUGCUUCGCGCUCACUGGUGGCCGAUAACUACAAGAGCCGUGGUGUAUCCAUCUACAACAUACGCGAAGCACCCCUGUUGGAUCAUUAUCGGUUGCGUGUUCCGCGUUAUGGUGCCCUCCUAGAGUUCCUCAACUUCGCGCUGCUGUUCACGACUUACAUGCUUUGCAUGACUCAUCGAGACUUGGAGCACCUGCACGCUUUCGAGGUCAUCUUCAUGAUCUUCGCUCUAGCGUUUGCAUUGGACGAAUACACCGCUUCGAUAGAACAUGGAUGGAGAGUCUACAUCGCAAACAUGUGGAACGUAUUCGACACAUUCUUCGUAGCAAUCACUAUGGUCUACUUCGUCUGCCGCGUGCGAGGCCUUAUUGUCGGGGAUACCUACGUCUCUCAAUGGGGUUUUGAUAUCCUAGCGACAGGCGCCUGUGUUCUACUACCUCGGCUAGCAUUCUUCAUGGUGUCGAACAACAUGGUCAUACUGGCGUUACGCGCAAUGGGUGCCGAGUUCAUCUUCUUCAUGUGCAUUGCGACGAUAUGCUUCUCCGGCGUCAUGCUUACUUUGUGGACCCUCGGCGGUGAUACGUGGUCUGUUCGAUCGAUAGUAUGGCUCAUGAUACAGAUCUGGUUUGGGAACACAUACCUCUCCUUCUCGCAAGCCGCUUCAUUCCACCCUAUCAUUGGGCCCAUCAUCAUGACGGUCUUUGCCGCUCUAAGCAACACGUUGCUACUCACCAUCCUCAUCUCAAUCCUGAGUAACACAUUCGCCAAGAUUGACGCAAACGCGAGUAACGAGUAUCUCUAUCAAUACACCAUCGGUACCAUGGAAGGCAUGAAGAGCGACGCUCUCAUAAGCUAUCAGCCCCCUUUCAAUCUGGUGGCGUUCGUCAUACUCUGGCCUGCAAGUUUCAUUCUGUCCCCGCGCGCGUUACACACAUUGAAUGUCUUACUCAUCCGCCUGACCUCCUUCCCGAUUCUCAUUGUCAUUCAUCUCUACGAGCGUUUCAUGCUCACCCAUGACUCUCUAUGGGACUCAACCUCUUCCUCCAUACAAUCCGCAUUCCAUUCACUGCCUCGAGCCCUCAAGUCGCUCCCAGUACUCGAGGCCAUGUUACGACCCGACUCCAACAGUGUAUACGAGGCGAUCUUCGAAGUCGAAACCGAUCUCGAGGAUGCCGACGAUGAUGCGGAUCGCGACCUCUUCGGCUCGGACGCGGAGGAUGAUCUAGGCGUAGGCUUACAUUCUUGGGCAAGCCGCCCCAGCGCGAACGGGCGUGAAGAUGGACUGCCUGCAAUCCGAACGCCACCGCGCAAUCGUGCGACCGAGCGCGAACAGCUGAGCCGAGAUAGAGGUCGUUCGGUCCCCAAUUCGCCCAGCAAGCAACCAAAGCUACGCCUCAGCGCGUCGCAAACGCGCAACAUGCGGCCCUCAGAUGCGCCAUCGCUCGGUUCCCGGAGCCCGCUUGCGCGUCUAUUCGGCGCACGCGCAGAUCUGGCGCAGGCAGAUGCCCGUGGCGCGGAAAUGAAGCUUGAUGAUAGCGUGCGAAGGAUAUCUGAGAUGCUCGAGGAGGCGAAAGACCUGCCUGUGAAUAGUCUCAAAGCCGAGAUGAAGGAGCUACAGCAGCGGCAGGCGAGGAUUGAGAACCUCCUGUUGACGCUGACUAGAGGCAUGCGUCAUGAAACCGGCUCGUCAACGCCGGGUUCGCAUAUGUAG
Molecule: messenger RNA, 2295 nt
Organism: Peniophora sp. CBMAI 1063
Lineage: Eukaryota; Fungi; Basidiomycota; Agaricomycetes; Russulales; Peniophoraceae
Source: the annotation of a GenBank genome assembly